This is a messenger RNA of Colletotrichum godetiae, 918 nucleotides long. RefSeq lists its product as uncharacterized. The annotation marks the transcript as partial. Gene Ontology annotation, biological process: regulation of DNA-templated transcription. NCBI's taxonomy places the organism in Eukaryota, Fungi, Ascomycota, Sordariomycetes, Glomerellales, Glomerellaceae. Gene Ontology annotation, molecular function: DNA-binding transcription factor activity, RNA polymerase II-specific; zinc ion binding. The record is from RefSeq and is a predicted model, not a curated record. The transcript has a single exon.
GACUUACCAAGCGACGCGGCGGGCGGAUCUGCUCUGGCGGUUGAGGCCCGCUCUGGCUCUGGCUCUGGCUGUGCCCUCACUCAAUUCGUCCACCCGCGCCAUUUCAAUUGCUACGACGAAUACGCAGACCUCGCCGUAUCAGCUACACGCCUACGCCCAUCAUAUCUACGCCUCCUUUUCCACUGUUUGUGGCCAUCUCGGUUGCCUACCAGGCCUGCCCAUGGUCCUGUGGCAACGCUCACGAUGAAACCACAGCGCGAGCUUUUACCUGCGGGCCCAACAGCAGCCAGCAGCGCCUCAUCGGAACGGGAGGCAACCCCGCAAUCUGCCACUGGUACCACGUCUUCUGCACCAAGACGACGUCCCCAGACAAAAAUUGCCUGCACCUCAUGUCGCCGCAGGAAAUCGAAAUGCGAUGGUCAACGUCCUGUGUGUUCCUUGUGCGCGGGCAUGGGUCGCACCCGCUGCGAGUACGAUGCCGGUCCCGACGUCACACGCUUCGCUGCCCUGAAAACAAAACACGAGGAGCUUCAACGCCGCCUUUCUCUCUUUGAAGAGCUCUUCCGCCUCCUAUCUAAGCGCUCCGAGCCGGAAUCCGUCGAAAUUAUUAGGCGGAUGCGGACUCUGAAUAUGGAAACUGAUCUGGACGACCUGGUUAAGUUCAUCAAAAACGCCGACCUGCUCAUCCAGCUGGCUUCUGCACAAGCUGAACCCCCUGCAUCGGGGGCACCAGGUUCUGGCACGAACCACCAAGACCCUCCCGCAGAAGAUCUUUCCUCCCUACUCGAGCUAUUGUAUAUCACACUCAGCCUCAUGGCUUCUCCAUUCCCCGUGGCACUGGCUGACCCCAAGAUAUCAGAAAAUCGGCGGUUUCCAAACUCGACGCAACGGCUCGCUUGGCCUUUCUUGAUACGAUAA